AUGAGCUGGUUUGAACCUACAUUCAUCCUACAGACCAGGUAUAUAACGGGUGCGAGGAAGAUUAUCACAAGUGGGUAUGAGAAGCUUGAGCAGUACAGAGACUCUCCAUUUGUAGUGAGGAGAUACGAUGUCGACAUAUCGGUGCUACCGAACAAGUAUUUGAAUGAGCUGAGACUGUAUCCGAACACCAAGCUCAGCGGCGUGAAGGCACAGGUUAAGAACCUUGUUGACAAAUGGACCUACACAACAUUGAUGAUCGAAUCGAACUUGCACAUUCGCGUCCUUCAAAACAAGCUUACGGCUGAAUUAGCCAAGUACCUUGACAUCGCAAAAACCGAGCUCAACCAUGGAUGGCCGCUUGAUAUUCCACAGCCCGACGACUGGAUCGAAGUCGACAUGCAACAAAUGAUGCGCAUGCUCGUUGGCCGCAUGUCCGCCAAAAUCUUCCUCGGCCACCCAGCCUGCCGUAACAUGGAAUGGCUCAAGCUAUCUAUCGACUUCAGCAUCGACAUGUUCACUGCUGCAUUCAUGCUUCGAAUGUUCCCUCCGUGGCUGCACCCUAUCGUCGCAUGGCUGGUCCCGGCGCGGUACCGCGUGAGGCGGAACCUCAAGACUGCCGAACGUAUCAUUGGCCCGCUUAUGGAUAAACACCGGGAUGCGCUGAAGAGGAAAGCAGCAGGUGAAAGCAUAGAGGAAGAUGAUACCUUAUUAAAUUGGAUGAUGGAUAAUGGAAAUGAGAAAGAGAACCGGUUGUUCGAGAUGGCGACUCGACAGUCUAUCUUGACCCUUGCAAGUAUCCAUACCACAUCUAUGGGAGUGGCAAAUAUGCUAUUUGAUCUUUGUGCCCAUCCGGAGUGGUUCCCAGUGCUGAGAGAGGAGAUCCAGCAAGUAGAGAAGGAGCUGGGGAAGCUGGGAGAGAGGGAAGGUGCUGGGGCUAAGCAGUGGCUGCCUAAGUUGGAAAAAAUGGACUCUUUCUUCGUGGAGUCACAGCGGUUUAAUCCUCCUAUUCUUCUCGCACCGCAGCGGUUAGCGGUCGUACCGAUUACCUUAAAAGACGGCACGCACAUCCCCGCCGGAACCCGAAUUGCCUGCGCUAACUGGAACAUCCUAAAUGACCCAUCCACAACGCCAUCACCAGACACCUUCGAUCCUAUGCGCUCGUACCGCAAGCGCCAUGAGUCCGGAGAGUUUAAUAAGCAUCUCGCUGGCCAGACCGACAAAGACAAUCUCUCGUUUGGCCACGGCAAACAAGCGUGCCCGGGGAGGUACUUUGCUGUGGGCGAGAUUAAGAUGAUCCUUGCAAGGUUGCUUGUGGAGUUUGAGUUCAAGUAUCCGAAGGGGAAGGGUAGGCCGAGUAAUUUUUAUGCGGAUGAGAACGUUUUUCCGGAUCCGUGGGCUAGGCUGUUAAUGAGGAAGAGGAGAGAGGCUUGUCAGGCUUGUGGGCGGUCGUGA
Lindgomyces ingoldianus is the source of this 1452-nucleotide messenger RNA. RefSeq names its product cytochrome P450. The transcript is spliced from 5 exons. Lineage: Eukaryota; Fungi; Ascomycota; Dothideomycetes; Pleosporales; Lindgomycetaceae. The record is from RefSeq and is a predicted model, not a curated record. Bases 1 to 1452 code for a protein of 483 amino acids. Gene Ontology annotation, molecular function: heme binding; oxidoreductase activity, acting on paired donors, with incorporation or reduction of molecular oxygen; monooxygenase activity.